Molecule: messenger RNA, 1071 nt
Organism: Elephantulus edwardii (Cape elephant shrew)
Lineage: Eukaryota; Metazoa; Chordata; Mammalia; Macroscelidea; Macroscelididae
Gene: SURF6
Product: surfeit 6
Exons: 5
Coding region: 1-1071 (356 amino acids)
Biological process (GO): ribosomal small subunit biogenesis; ribosomal large subunit biogenesis
Cellular component (GO): nucleolus
Molecular function (GO): DNA binding; RNA binding
Source: RefSeq, a predicted model, not a curated record
AUGACCUCCCUGCUCGCCAAAGACUCGUACCUGCAGAACCUGGCCCGGAAGAUCUGCGCCCAGCCCAGCGCAGAGCCGAAGCGCAAGUGGGUUGAUAAAACUCAAGUCUCAGAAGCUGCUGGGUCCUCAAAAAAGAAGAGGAAGAAGAAAGCGCAGAAGUUCCGGGAACAGAAAGAGGUGGCCCCAAGGCACAGGCCUGAGUCCCUGGGGAAGAAGUCUCAGGUGGCGUCUGGGGCCAAAGAACCAGCGGCAACCCAGGAGGCAGAGGCCUCCAGCAACCCCAGAGCUCCCAUAGAGCGCCCGGCUGCCCAGCCCGACUCUCUGUUUGCCCUGGAUGUCCUGCGGCAGCGGCUGCAUGAGAAGAUAGAGGCGGCACGGGGCCAGGGCAGCACCAAGGAGCUGUCCCCUGCUGUUCUGGAGAAGCGGCGCCGGAGGAAACAGGAGCGAGAACGGAAGAAGAAGAAGAAGAAGGAGCUGAGGGCCAAGGAGAAGGCAGCCAAGGCUGGGAAGGCCGAGGUGACCACUGAGCCGGCCCCCCAGGUGCCCCACGCAGAGCCGCCUGAGCCCACGGGGCUGAUCUUCAACAGGGUAGAGGUGGGCGAGGAGGAGCAGGCCACCAGCAGGGCGCAGCGGAGGAAGGAGAAGAGGCAGCAGGUGAAGGGCAACCUGACGCCGCUCACCGGCAGGAACUACCGGCAGCUGCUGGAGCGCUUGCAGGCCCGGCAGGCACGGCUGGAGGAGCUGCGGGAGAAGGAUGAGGGCCAGGCGCGUGCGCUUGAGGCCAAGAUGCAGUGGACCAACCUGCUGUACAAGGCGGAGGGCGUGAAGAUCCGGGACAGCGAGCCGCGGCUGCAGGAGGCCCUCAAGCGGAAGGAGAAGCGGCGGGCGCAGCGGCAGCGGCAGUGGGAGAAGCGCACUGCGCACGUGGUGGAGAAGAUGCAGCAGCGGCAGGACAGGCGGCGCCAGAACCUGCGUAAGCUGAAGGCCGCCAAGGCCGAGCGACGCCUCGAGAAGGCCCGUAAGAAGGGUCGCAUCCUGCCCCAGGACCUGGAGCGAGCCGGCCUAUCCUGA